UGGUAUAAGCUACUUCUCAUUCGCUUUUCAUUUAUUCGUUUCAAUGUCAUCUCCGUUGAAUACCCCUCCCUAAACCCCCUCUCAUUUUUCUGUUUGUUUCUCGAGAAAAAGAGACAGAAAAUCCAAUCCAAUCAUUUUGUCUUCUUUUCGGCGAUGGAUUCCGGCGGCAAGGCGAAGAAAGGCGCGGCCGGUAGAAGGGGCGGCGGUCCUAAGAAGAAGCCGGUCUCUCGGUCUGUCAAAGCCGGCCUGCAGUUUCCGGUCGGCAGAAUCGGCCGCUACCUGAAGAACGGCCGCUACUCUCAGCGAGUCGGAACCGGCGCUCCGGUUUACCUCGCCGCCGUGCUCGAGUACCUGGCUGCAGAGGUUUUGGAAUUGGCUGGGAAUGCUGCGAGAGACAACAAGAAGAACAGGAUUAUCCCAAGGCACGUGCUUUUGGCAGUGAGGAACGACGAGGAGCUCGGUAAGCUUCUUGCCGGAGUGACGAUUGCUCAUGGCGGGGUGCUUCCGAACAUCAACCCAGUUCUUCUUCCAAAGAAAUCAGAGAGGGCAGCAGCAGGGAAGGAACCCAAGUCCCCAUCCAAGGGCACCAAGUCCCCCAAGAAGGCCUAACUUCUCGUAUGCCCCACUUGAAUUCUCAUUUUGUACCUAAUUUUCUUAGCUGUAAUCUUCAUGCUUAGGACCACUUCUCUCUGUUUGUGCCUUUACAUUGUAGGACUGUUCUCACAACUCACAGCUCAGUUGAAUUAUGAUGUAAGAUUUAUAACCCUUUUCUGAAUCUUCACAUCUUCUACAACUCA
Molecule: messenger RNA, 797 nt
Organism: Momordica charantia (bitter melon)
Lineage: Eukaryota; Viridiplantae; Streptophyta; Magnoliopsida; Cucurbitales; Cucurbitaceae
Product: histone H2A
Cellular component (GO): nucleosome
Molecular function (GO): structural constituent of chromatin; DNA binding; protein heterodimerization activity
Source: RefSeq, a predicted model, not a curated record